AUGGAGGAUGUAGGGGGUCUCCGGCCUUGGGUGCUGGGUCUGCUCUUCUUGCCAGGUAUGAUCCUAGGAGCGCCCCUGGCCUCCAGCUGCCCAGGAGCCUGUGGUACCAGCUUCCCAGAUGGCCUCACCCCUGAGGGAACCCAGGCCUCCUGGGACAAGGAUAUUCCUGCAAUUAACCAAGGGCUCAUCCCGGAAGAAACCCCAGAAAGCAGCUUCCUCAUCGAGGGGGACAUCGUCCGGCCGAGUCCCUUCCGUCUGCUGUCAGCAACCAGCAACAAGUGGCCGACGGGUGGUGGUGGUGUCGUGGAGGUCCCCUUCUUGCUCUCCAGCAAGUACGAUGAGCCCAGCCGCCAGGUCAUCCUGGAGGCUCUUGCGGACUUUGAACGUUCCACGUGCAUCAGGUUUGUCGCCUACCAGGGCCAGAGAGACUUCAUUUCCAUCAUCCCCAUGUAUGGGUGCUUCUCGAGUGUGGGGCGCAGUGGAGGGAUGCAGGUGGUCUCCCUGGCACCCACCUGUCUUCAGAAGGGCCGGGGCAUUGUCCUUCACGAGCUCAUGCAUGUGCUGGGCUUCUGGCACGAGCACGCGCGGGCUGACCGGGACCGCUAUAUCCGUAUCAACUGGAACGAGAUCCUCCCAGGAUUUGAAAUCAACUUCAUCAAGUCUCGGAGCAGCAACAUGCUGACGCCCUAUGACUACUCCUCUGUGAUGCACUACGGGAGGUUUGCCUUCAGCCGGCGCGGGCUGCCCACCAUCACACCGCUUUGGGCUCCCAGCGUCCACAUCGGCCAGCGAUGGAACCUGAGUGCCUCGGACAUCACCCGGGUCCUCAAACUCUACAGCUGCAGCCCAAGUGGCCCCAGACCUCGUGGGAGAGGGUCUCAAGCCCACAGCACUGGUAGGAGACCCGCUCUGGCCUCCCCAUCCCUGCUGCAGCUUUUGGAGGCACUGUCAGUGGAAUCCAGGAGCCCCGACCCCAGCGCUUCCAGUGCAGGAGGCCAGCCUGUUCCUGUGGGGCCUGGGGAGAGCCCACGUGGGUGGGAGUCCCCUGUCCUGAAAAAGCUCAGUGUGGAGGCCUCGGCAAGGCAGCCUCAGACCCUGGCUUCCUCCCCAAGGUCAAGGCCUGGAGCAGGUGCCCCCGGUAUUGCUCAGGAGCAGUCCUGGCUGGCCGGAGCAUCCACUGAGCCCACAGCCCCAUCUUCAGAAGCAGGAAUCCAGCCAGUCUCUGUCCAGGGAAGCCCAGCUCUGCCAGGGGGCUGUGUACCGGGAAAUCAUUUCUAG
Molecule: messenger RNA, 1278 nt
Organism: Rhinopithecus roxellana (golden snub-nosed monkey)
Lineage: Eukaryota; Metazoa; Chordata; Mammalia; Primates; Cercopithecidae
Gene: ASTL
Product: astacin like metalloendopeptidase
Exons: 9
Coding region: 1-1278 (425 amino acids)
Biological process (GO): proteolysis
Molecular function (GO): metalloendopeptidase activity; zinc ion binding
Source: RefSeq, a predicted model, not a curated record